AUGCUUCCGACGCCGCCGCUCCCGGGCUCCGCCGCGUCUCCGAGCAGCAUGGCCAGGAUUCGGUACCUCCGCGCCGCUGUCUCGGGGUUCUAUCUGUGGGAAGCUGCGGUGCUGCUCAGCUUGGUAGCCACAAAGGAAACAGACAGUGCAAGAUCUCGUAGCAUGCCAAUGUCACCAUCUGAUUUCCUGGAUAAGCUAAUGGGUAGGAUGUCGGGCUAUGAUGCGAGGAUCAGACCAAAUUUCAAAGGUCCUCCAGUUAAUGUCACAUGCAACAUAUUUAUAAACAGCUUUGGAUCCAUUGCAGAGACAACCAUGGAUUACCGAGUGAACAUCUUUCUCCGUCAGAAUUGGAAUGAUCCACGCCUCGCAUACAGUGAAUAUCCAGAUGACUCUUUAGAUUUAGAUCCAUCCAUGCUGGAUUCAAUUUGGAAACCUGAUUUGUUCUUUGCUAAUGAAAAAGGUGCCAACUUUCAUGAAGUUACAACAGAUAAUAAGUUGUUGCGGAUUUUCAAAAAUGGAAAUGUACUUUAUUCCAUCAGAUUGACUUUAAUACUUUCCUGUCCGAUGGAUCUCAAAAAUUUUCCAAUGGAUGUGCAAACAUGUAUAAUGCAGCUGGAAAGCUUUGGAUACACAAUGAACGAUCUCAUUUUUGAGUGGCAAGAAAAGGGAGCGGUUCAAGUAGCAGAAGGUCUCACUCUGCCACAGUUUCUGUUGAAAGAAGAAAAGGAUUUAUGCUACUGCACCAAGCAUUACAAUACAGGAAAGUUUACGUGUAUUGAAGUCCGAUUUCACCUUGAGAGGCAGAUGGGUUACUAUCUCAUCCAGAUGUACAUCCCGAGCCUCCUGAUCGUCAUUCUCUCCUGGGUGUCAUUUUGGAUCAAUAUGGAUGCAGCUCCAGCCAGAGUGGCUUUAGGCAUAACAACUGUACUGACCAUGACAACACAAAGCUCAGGUUCACGGGCAUCUCUUCCAAAGGUGUCAUACGUCAAAGCGAUUGACAUCUGGAUGGCAGUGUGUCUGCUCUUUGUAUUUUCUGCACUUCUGGAGUAUGCAGCUGUAAACUUUGUGUCGAGGCAGCAUAAAGAACUUCUGCGAUUCCGACGCAAGAGGAAGAAGAGCAAGUAUUUUGAGGGAGUUCUUGAUGGAAAUGAAAUCAGUGAAUCAUUACAGCAUAGCAAUGGCUUGAGAUGUGCAGGACGUAUAGACGGGACUUUGCCUCAAAUCUACAGUACAAAUUUAAGGCAGGAUGAUGAUACGCGUGAUAGUCAGUUUAGCAUUACAGCAUAUGGAGUGGGCCCGUGUGUGCAAGCAAAAGAUGGAAUAACACAAAAGGGGCCAAAUAAUCCUGUUCAAGCUGUACCAAAAAGCCCUGAUGAGAUGAGAAAGGUGUUCAUUGACCGGGCCAAGAAGAUAGACACAAUAUCCAGAGCUUGUUUCCCAUUAGCCUUUCUGAUUUUCAACAUUUUUUACUGGGUAAUCUACAAAAUCAUCAGGCAUGAGGACAUUCACCAAUAA
Molecule: messenger RNA, 1515 nt
Organism: Cinclus cinclus
Lineage: Eukaryota; Metazoa; Chordata; Aves; Passeriformes; Cinclidae
Gene: GLRA3
Product: glycine receptor alpha 3
Exons: 11
Coding region: 1-1515 (504 amino acids)
Biological process (GO): chloride transmembrane transport; regulation of membrane potential; chemical synaptic transmission
Cellular component (GO): postsynaptic membrane; synapse; neuron projection
Molecular function (GO): glycine binding; extracellularly glycine-gated chloride channel activity; transmembrane signaling receptor activity
Source: RefSeq, a predicted model, not a curated record